Molecule: messenger RNA, 1120 nt
Organism: Phaethon lepturus (White-tailed tropicbird)
Lineage: Eukaryota; Metazoa; Chordata; Aves; Phaethontiformes; Phaethontidae
Product: tyrosine-protein kinase Blk-like
Exons: 7
Biological process (GO): protein phosphorylation; cell surface receptor protein tyrosine kinase signaling pathway; cell differentiation
Cellular component (GO): extrinsic component of cytoplasmic side of plasma membrane
Molecular function (GO): ATP binding; signaling receptor binding; non-membrane spanning protein tyrosine kinase activity
Source: RefSeq, a predicted model, not a curated record
GUGCCUAUUCCUUGUCUGUGAGAGACAGCAAUUCCGCUCAUGGGGACAUCAUCAAGCACUACAGGAUCCGCUCCUUAGAUGGUGGGGGGUAUUACAUCUCCCCCAGGAUGACUUUCUCCAAUCUGCCAGAGCUAAUCCAUCAUUACAGCCAGAAGGGGGAUGGCCUGUGCCAGCGGCUCACAGCUCCCUGCAUAGCCCUGGCUCCCCAGAGGCCCUGGGCACAGGACGAAUGGGAGAUCCCACGGGAGUCUCUGAAACUUGUAAAGAAACUUGGCAGUGGGCAGUUUGGGGAAGUGUGGAUGGGCUACUACAAGAACAACAUCAAGGUGGCUGUGAAGACCAUGAAAGAGGGCAGCAUGGAUCCUGAUGCCUUCUUGGCAGAGGCAAACUUGAUGAAGAGGCUCCAGCAUAACAAACUGGUCCGGCUGUAUGCAGUGGUCACAAAGCAGCCUAUCUACAUUGUGACAGAGUACAUGGCCAAUGGGUGUUUGCUGGAUUACCUGAAGACAGAAGAAGGAAGCCAACUGAAUCUCCCAAAACUCAUUGACAUGUCUGCUCAGGUGGCCGAGGGAAUGGCGUACAUCGAGCGAAUGAACUCCAUCCACCGCGACUUGAGAGCCGCCAACAUCCUCGUCUCAGAGACGCUCUGCUGCAAAAUUGCUGAUUUUGGCCUGGCCAGGAUCAUCGAGAACGAAUACUUGGCACAAGAAGGUGCCAAAUUCCCAAUCAAAUGGACAGCGCCGGAGGCCAUUAACUUUGGAGUUUUCACCAUCAAAUCUGACGUGUGGUCUUUCGGGAUCCUCCUGACAGAAAUCGUAACCUACGGCAGGAUCCCUUACCCAGGGAUGACCAACCCCGAGGUGAUUCGCAACCUGGAGCGGGGCUACCGCAUGCCUUGCCCAGACAUGUGCCCUGGUGAACUCUACAACAUCAUCCUGAAAUGCUGGCGAAACAAGCCCGAGGAGCGCCCGACCUUCGAGUACCUGCAGUCGGUCCUUGAGGACUUCUACACUGCCACGGAGAAGCAGUACGAGCCAGAGCCUCAGCAGUAAGCCAUGGUCCCACCAGUGCCUGGGGACAGGUCUAGAGCAAAGCCAUGGUCCUGCACAGCCUGGUGAUG